Messenger RNA from Rana temporaria (common frog), 1944 nucleotides. It is a transcript of the gene HTRA1, whose product is annotated as HtrA serine peptidase 1. Bases 242 to 1663 code for a protein of 473 amino acids. The record is from RefSeq and is a predicted model, not a curated record. NCBI's taxonomy places the organism in Eukaryota, Metazoa, Chordata, Amphibia, Anura, Ranidae. Gene Ontology annotation, biological process: programmed cell death; proteolysis; positive regulation of apoptotic process. Gene Ontology annotation, cellular component: extracellular region. The transcript is spliced from 10 exons. Gene Ontology annotation, molecular function: protein binding; serine-type endopeptidase activity.
UGUUUUGGGGCUUUUCCAGAUAAAAGAAGCUGAAUCAGUGCUGGGCUGUGAAGACGCACAGAGGAGGCUGGACAGAAGAGAAGAUUGCUGGUCUCCUGGGCAGGAAGAGGGACUUCUGUGCUGCUGCUGGGAUCCAUCCUCUGCGCUUGGCACACACUGGCAACCUGCUGGUAUAAUCUCUGCCUAAACUUCACACUUUCUGCUAUUUACUGUGCACUUUUAUCUCUGGGGGCAUUUGCACAUGUGGUACCCUCUAGUGUCAAGCAUCGGUAUUACAAUGCUGUGGGUCUUGGUACUGCUGUCCUGUGGGGUUCCUGCUGCUUCGAUUCCAGCACCUGUUUCCCGGUGUCCCUCUCGCUGUGAUCCAUCCUCCUGCCCUCCAUCACCUACGAACUGCCCGUCUGGAGAGACAGCGCUGCGUUGCGGCUGCUGUACUGUAUGUGCUGCUGAUGAGGGGGAUAGAUGUGGAGAAGGACCAGCAGAUCCUACUUGUGCCUCUGCACUGCGCUGUGUGAAGAGUGGGCUUUUGGGGAGCGCCAGGACUUGCCAGUGUUCAUCUCCCCAGCCUGUGUGUGGGAGCGAUGGGAAUACUUACAGCAGCCUAUGCAAGCUGCAGGCAGAGAGUAAAGCUGUGCAGAAUCAGGGAUCUGCAGCCAUCAUCCCAAUCCAGAGAGGAGAUUGCCAGCUAGGUCAGUCGGAUCCAGACAGUCCUCGCUAUAAGUAUAACUUUAUCGCUGAUGUGGUGGAGAAGAUUGCGCCAGCUGUUGUGCAUAUUGAGCUGUUUCGAAUGUUAAAUUUCUUUGGAAAGCGUGAAGUCCCCUCAGCCAGCGGAUCAGGCUUCAUUGUCUCAGAAGAUGGGUUAAUUCUUACUAAUGCCCAUGUGGUGACAAACAAGCAAAGGCUGAAAGUGGAGAGGAGUGAUGGGUCCACAUAUGAUGCCAAAAUAAUAGAUGUGGAUGAAAAAGCUGAUAUUGCCCUCAUUAAAAUCAAGCCAAAGGGGAAGCUGCCUGUGCUGCAAUUGGGUCGAUCAGAAGAUCUCCGGCCUGGUGAGUUUGUUGUGGCCAUUGGAAGUCCAUUCUCUUUGCAGAAUACAGUCACAACAGGUAUUGUGAGCACGGCACAACGUGGUGGGAAAGAACUGGGCCUAAAAAACUCUGAUAUGGAAUACAUCCAAACUGAUGCUAUCAUAAAUUAUGGAAACUCAGGAGGACCUCUUGUGAACUUGGACGGUGAAGUGGUCGGAAUAAACACUCUGAAAGUCACUGCUGGAAUCUCAUUUGCUAUCCCAUCUGAUAAAAUACGCAAAUUUCUCGCUGAGUCACACAGCAGGCAAUCCGCAGGUCAGGGAAUUAAGAAGAAAAAGUACUUGGGUAUAAGGAUGCUGUCACUGAGUCCUGGCAAAGUGAAGGAGCUCAGGGAACAGCUGAAGGAUUUCCCUAACGUGACGUCCGGAGCUUACAUUGUAGAAGUGAUUCCAGAUACGCCGGCAGAAGAGGCCGGGCUGAAGGAAAGUGAUGUAAUCAUCAGUAUCGGCAGUCAAACGGUGACCUCAAGCAAUGAUGUCAGUGAGGCCAUUAAACAAGAAGGGCCCCUGCGUAUGGUAUUACGAAGAGGAAACGAGGAUGUUGUCAUCACAGUAACACCUAAAGAGAUUAAUUUUUAAUGGAAGCAAUGAGCUGGUUUCAUAGGUCUUCCAAUCAACAGAUAAUAAAUCUAGGCACUGCCUGUCGGAGGACACUGUAUAUAAGCGCUGAGUAAUAAUGUGCCUCAGCCAGAAGAACCCUUUAGCAUUUCAUUUCCAAGCCCUUUGUUCGUGCUUCUUCCUCAUCCCAUCACUGACUAUGGGCCCUAUUCCAAACUAUCAUGCCGGAUUCUGUGUUUUAACUGGACAAAAAAAUUGAAAUGUUAAAAUAAAUAUAACAUUUGGAGAACCCAUGGAUUACA